Messenger RNA from Dovyalis caffra, 1314 nucleotides. NCBI's taxonomy places the organism in Eukaryota, Viridiplantae, Streptophyta, Magnoliopsida, Malpighiales, Salicaceae. The record is from the annotation of a GenBank genome assembly.
AUGGCAAGGCAGAUGCCUAGGAUUCCCAAUCAGCAUGGAAUUGCAACUCGGAUGCACUUGCCAAAAGAGCCUCAUUUUCUUGCACGCAAGUGGUACUUCAGUAAACAAGAAAUUGAAGAUUUUUCCCCUUCUAGAAAGGAUGGUAUCGACCUUGAUGAAGAGUCUCAAUUACGGAAGCUGUACUGCUCGUUUAUCAAAGAGCUUGGCAUGAAGCUUAAAGUGCCCCAGGUGACAAUAGCAUGUGCAUUGAUAUUGUGCCACCGGUUUUACAUGCGUCAAUCUCAUGGAAAGAAUGAUUGGAAGACAAUGGCAUCUGCAAGCAUGUUUCUUGCUUGCAAACUGGAGGAAACCCCGCGCUUGCUGAGGGAUGUUGUUGUUGUGGCUUAUGAGCUGAUGCACAGAUGGGAUCCUUCUGCCUCAUAUAGAAUCAGGCAAAUAGAAUUUUGCGAUAAACAGAAGGAAUUGCUUGUAAUUGGAGAGAGGCUUUUAUUGACUACAAUUGGUUUUGAUCUUGAUGUCCAUCUCCCCUACAAGCCACUUGUAAAUGCUUUGAAGAAAUUGAACAUAUACCCGGAUCUUGCAAAAGUAGCAUGGAAUUUUGUGAAUGAUUGGCUUUGCACAACUUUGUGCUUGCAGUACAAGCCCCAUUACAUUGCAGCUGGUUCCAUGUAUCUUGCUGCCAAAUUACAAAAGGUGAAACUGCCUACAGAGAAGGAAAAGGUUUGGUGGCUGGAGUUUGAUAUUUCACCUAAACAAUUAGAAGAGGUCAUCCAACAGAUGGCCAGGUUGUUAGAGCAAGAUCCAAAAAGGGCUCUUCCUGCAACACAUGGUAGGGUUACACAAUCCAAAGCUUCUGCCGAAAAGAUGGUCACCAGUAGUCCACAAUCAACUGUUACAAGUGUAUCAAUGGCUAAUUCACUUGCUAGCGAUGGGGCUGUGAUGGAAUCUACAUCCUCCUCUGAGAGAGACACCAGCCUGAAUGAAGUUUUACCAUGUCAAACAAGUGAUAGUGUUGCAAGCAGUAUUGUUGAGGAUGGUGAUGGUGACGGGGAGAAUCAGCUAAGAACUGGGGACUGUGAUUUGAGUUCCAGCAAUGUUCCCCCAGCUUAUAAUUCCUGUUGCAACAUUGAUGUCAACCGGAUUAGAGAGACAUUGAAGAGGCGGAGAUGCCAGAUAGCUGCAAAAAACAGAGCUUCAUUGUCCAAUGAAGCCAUGGAUGCUGAAUUAGAUACUGAAACCUGGAUAGAAAGAGAGCUAGAAGAAGGAAUAGAUUUGCAAACUGCUCCUUCAGAAAAGAAACGAAGGAAGGUUUGA